AUGGGCACUAAAAACCAAAAUAAACGACCUUUACCUUCAUCAUCAGACUCAGAAGAUGACCAUAAUUUCAACCAGUUCAUCGUAAUACGAUCAUUGAAAAAGGAUAAACAAAUGUCAUCCGUUUCACCAUCUGUCAUAGAAAAAAAAUCCUAUCAACAUGCGAUCAGCGUGAAACGCGAUGACACCAACACUUUCGUGCUCACUUUUAACACUCCAAUUUUACCAAAACAUGUAAAGGUUGGCUUCAAAAGUGUUGGCGAUGUAUACAUCCUAAAUCCACUUCGAUGCUUCCAUUGCCAAAGAUUUGGUCAUCAUUCUGAUAACUGUAAACAAACCCAGAAAGUUUGUGGUAAAUGUGGAGUUGCGGGUCAAGACGAUGGGUCAGCAGAUGGUGCAUGUGAUGGUAAGGCUUACUACGCGAACCUUGGUGGAAGGCAUCCAGCAUAUUCCAUAGAUUGCUCUGCUCGACGCAAGGAAAAAGAGAUCCUUCGCGUCAAGUACACAAACAACAUUACUUUUCCAGAGGCAAGGCAGAUUGUUGAAAAACCUGUGUAUCGGGUCCAUCCUAUGCCAGUCGUGCAAAGGUUGGUAUUACGACCAUGGAGACCCUUGAUGCUGCUACACAGACAUGUGAUGAAGCCUAUGCAUCAGCCGCUUUAUGUUUAUGGUUCGCUGUACGUCGAACUUUAUGUUACACAUAUAAUUUCCUGUUCCGAACGUAAGUUAAAAACAAGUUUGUGCUACACGUGGCCGGAUGUUGUUAAUGACCAGAAGGUGACAAAGGUCAGUGCUAUAAUCAAGCGUGGGAUUUCCGACAUUGCGGACAUGUAUCCAACAAUAGGUUAUAUUGGUCUCAUGUGUAUGUUUGUGACAGCGGUUGCUAAUGGUAAAGAUAGUUUGAUAUUGGUCCAAGCGGUAUUCCGCCAUGGGGAUAGAAGUCCCAUAAGGAGUUUCCCGAAUGAUAAACACAGAGACUUCUGGAAACAGGGAUUGGGUCAACUGACUCAGGAAGGAAUGCUUCAGGAAUACAACCUCGGAAAAUUCUUGAAAAGUAGAUAUGGCUAUGGCGUACUUUUAAGUUCAAAAUAUAAUCAUUCUGAGAUCACUAUAACAAGCUCUGACUACGACCGUGCCCUAAUGAGUGCCUACUGUGUCCUCAGCGCCAUUUAUCCUCCUGAUGGGACUGAUCAGCGUUGGAAUCCAGACCUUAACUGGCAGCCAAUUCCAGUUCAUACAAAACCUCGACAUGAGGACUUUAUAAUUAGCAUGCAGGCUGACUGUCCAAAAUUUGAUAAACUGCUAACAGAGUAUAAUGGAAAUAAGACAAAGGCCAUUUUCAUGGCAAAACACCAGGAUCUGAUUGAAAAUAUUGUGAACAUUUCGGGACUUCCAAUAGAAUCGUGGAACAGCAUAACAGACAGUUUAUUCUGUCAGUACAUCCACAACUUCAGUUUACCUGAAUGGGCGUCCAUCUUACCUUUAGAUGUGGUUAAAUCCAUCCGUGAUGUUUUUGCCACAUAUUAUCUUCCGACACCAGAACUCGCAAAAUUGAAGGGAGGUCCAUUACUGAUGGAGAUAAUUGACAACAUGAAGAGGAAUUUGAAUAAUGAAUCGAGUACAACAGUCUACUUGUACUCUGGGCACGAUACAACAUUGAUAGCUUUAUUGCGGGUAUUGAAUGUGUUUAAUAACAGAAAUCCAAGCUAUUCCUCGUGUGUAUUGUUGGAGCUGUGGAAAAGUGGCGUGAAUGAAACAAUAUUUGUCAAGGUUAUAUACAGAAAUGAGACGGACAGCAAUCGAACAAUAUCUCUACCAAUCCCAGGGUGUGUUGUUAACUGUCCAUUUAAAACCUUUAUCAGUAUUCUGACAAGGAACACACCAAAAGACAUAAAAGAAGAAUGCAACAUUAGAAACGACAUUUAUUGGAUAAAUGAUAACAGAGUGACAUUGCUGUUUCUGGCGAGUUUACUUACCCUAUUGGUUAUCGUAAUGGUCAUCUUCACUAUCUUGAUAUACCGUGAUAGACACUAUACGUCAGCGUACAAAGCGGUACCAACCAGGGACGAGGACAUUUGA
Molecule: messenger RNA, 2076 nt
Organism: Ylistrum balloti
Lineage: Eukaryota; Metazoa; Mollusca; Bivalvia; Pectinida; Pectinidae
Product: testicular acid phosphatase homolog
Exons: 13
Coding region: 1-2076 (691 amino acids)
Biological process (GO): dephosphorylation
Molecular function (GO): zinc ion binding; phosphatase activity; nucleic acid binding
Source: RefSeq, a predicted model, not a curated record